GAUUUAUUAAAGGAUAAAAUGGCAGAUAUUGGUCGGUUGCCUGCUUUUCUGCAGCCGUGGUGUAUCCAAAACAAUAUUUGUUUGCAAAGUAGAAAACCCUUACACUAUUAUCGACAUUGUUGUGCAUACAAACCGAAGAUUUUAAAAGAAGAUUAUGGGCUUGGCUUUUGGCAAACUCCGAACUGGAAUAGCCUAUCGUGGUCAAAACCCGUUUAUCGUAGCUUUGCGAAGAAUUCCAAUCGAAAAAUAUCCUUUCUUCUAUAUUGUUGCCUGGAGUCAAAGAAUUAUCAGAUUAUCGUCUUAGGAGGAGGCGUUGCUGCUGGAUAUGCUGCUUUUUCUUAUGUUCGUAUGGGAGGCGAAUCUAACCAACUUGCCGUCCUAUCGGAAGAACCUGUGCCACCUUAUGAAAGACCUUCUCUUUCUAAGGGGUUUAUGGAUCCUGAUAUUCGUAUGGAGCCUAGUGAGUUCUAUACUUGUGCAGCAAUAGCUCAGUUACCUCAAGAUGAGAAAUGGUAUGAAGAACAUGGAGUCGCUCUCUACCUGAAUACUCGAGCCCAGCAAGUGGAUGUAUCCACCAAAAAGAUAAUCAGUGAAAACGGUCAUAUAUUUCAUUAUGAAAAGCUGAUUAUAGCUACUGGCUGUCGAGCUAGAAAAUAUUCUCCUUCUCAAGUACCCUUUAGUAACCUGGACGGUAUUCUUUACUUAAGGAAUAUUGAGGACGCUAAUAUUGUUCGAAACUGGAUCGAUGAGUUGAAAGGACAAGGAAAGGCAGUUGUCAUAGGAGGUGGCUAUCUUGCGAUGGAGAUUACUUCGUGCUUGGUUUCAAAUAAUAUUCAAGUGACGAUGGCUUAUCCUGGUGACUAUUUAUUGAAUAAACUGUUUCCUGCACAAGUCGCCAAACAAUAUGAACAAGUUUUCAGAGACAAAGGAGUAGAGUUGCUAAGCAACUGUUUUGUGGAAAACUUCUAUGAGCGAAAUGAUGGUUUUGCUUCUGCAGUUCGCUUUCAAGAUGGCCGGAAAGUUUCUGGAGACUUUUUUAUCGUAUGUAUUGGUGCAAUACCCAACACAGAACUUUUUCAAGGUCAGCUUCAAUUGCAGAAUGGAGGAAUUGAAGUGAAUCAUCGCUUGCAAUGUGUUGGAUUUCCUGAUAUUUAUGCUGUUGGAGACGUUGCUUCUUUUCCUCUCAAGGCCUAUUCCAAUCGUCCAGUUAGAAUUGAACACGUGGACCACAGUAGGAAGAGUGCUGCUUCAGCUAUUUUAGAUAUUUUACAUGGAAAUCCCUACGGAAAUACGAAGCAUCGAGAUGAUCCUCGAUUAUCUAUUUUUCGAGCUGCAGUAGAUACAACAUAUGAUUAUGUUCCUUUUUAUUAUUCACGUAUGUUUGAUCUUUGUUGGAACUUUUAUGGAGAUAGCUCUGGUACUGCGUUUGUUUGGGGUUAUGUGCCUAGUAAGAUGGUUACUUUAUGGAUAGAAUUAUCGAGCAAAGUUGUGGGCAUAUUGUUGGAAGGUUGUAGUCCGUUUGAACAUCGUGUGGCAUAUCGGGUAGCGGUUAAUCGUCCCAAAGUGGAUACGAGUGAAUUGCAAAGAAUAACUGAGGCAUCGCAAGUUUUUGAAUAUCUGUUGAACCUUUUACCGGAGAAAGUAGAAAAGAUUCGAACUACAAGAGAGGAGAGUGUUGACAAGUAGUCGGAUAGAUAUCACAAGUCCCUCAAUGUUGGAUAAAGUUUUGCUAUACAAAAAUUUGCUCUUAAUUAUUGUCAAAUUGUAAUC
Galdieria sulphuraria is the source of this 1770-nucleotide messenger RNA. Its product is annotated as monodehydroascorbate reductase (NADH). NCBI's taxonomy places the organism in Eukaryota, Rhodophyta, Bangiophyceae, Galdieriales, Galdieriaceae. Bases 19 to 1686 code for a protein of 555 amino acids. Gene Ontology annotation, molecular function: oxidoreductase activity, acting on NAD(P)H; flavin adenine dinucleotide binding. Gene Ontology annotation, cellular component: cytoplasm. The record is from RefSeq and is a predicted model, not a curated record. The transcript is spliced from 4 exons.